Messenger RNA from Daldinia decipiens, 1410 nucleotides. Its product is annotated as ubiquinone/menaquinone. Gene Ontology annotation, biological process: ubiquinone biosynthetic process. NCBI's taxonomy places the organism in Eukaryota, Fungi, Ascomycota, Sordariomycetes, Xylariales, Hypoxylaceae. Gene Ontology annotation, molecular function: methyltransferase activity. The record is from RefSeq and is a predicted model, not a curated record. The transcript has 2 exons. Bases 102 to 1112 code for a protein of 336 amino acids.
CUCCUACCUGCCUACUCGAGCUUAAUUAGCUACCGCUUCUAACACAUACUCCCAGGAAACCCUCCUCAAACCCAGGUGACGGCCAAAAACAGCGCAGAACCAUGGCCGCCCGCCCGCAAUCAGUCCUGCGCGCGGCUGUACGAGUAUCAAGACCGACCUUUUGCUCUUCCUCCCGCCAUGUCCGACUAUUCAGCACAACGAUACGUAGCCCACGACCUGAGCUCUCUCAAAACUCUACCUCUACCUCUACCUCUACCUCCCAAGCACACACCGCUGCCGAGAAUGGCGCCAGCAGUAGCAGUGGUAGAAAUAGUACAACACACUUCGGCUUCCAAGACGGCCUCUCCGAGUCCGAGAAGACGGAGCGCGUGGCCGGUGUCUUCCACAGCGUAGCCGAGUCCUACGACCGCAUGAACGACCUUAUGUCGUUUGGCUGGCACCGCGUCUGGAAAGACCACUUCGUCUCCUCCCUCAACCCCGGCCUCUCCUCCUCCACACCCCCCAAACCCCAACGCAUCCUCGACGUCGCCGGCGGCACAGGCGACAUCGCCUUCCGCAUGCUGCACCACGCGCACACCCUCAACCGCAACCCCGACGUCCACGUCACCAUCUCCGACAUCAACCCUUCCAUGCUCGCAGUCGGCAAGCAGCGCUCCCUCUCCCUGCCCGCCUCCCAACAAGCCGCGCUCUCCUUCCUCGAAGCCGACGCAACCUCCCUCCCCCCCGCCGCCGUCCCCGACAACUCCCUCGACCUGUACACCGUCGCCUUCGGCAUCCGCAACUUCAGCAACAUCCCCGCCGCCCUGGCCCAGGCCCACCGCGUCCUCAAGCCCGGCGGCGUCUUCGCCUGCCUCGAGUUCAGCAAGGUCGCCAACCCCCUCCUCGACGCCCUAUACAAGCGCUGGAGCUUCGGCGCCAUCCCCCUCAUCGGCCACCUCGUCGCUGGCGACCGCGACUCCUACCAGUACCUCGUCGAGAGCAUCGAGCGCUUCCCCAGCCAGACCCAGUUCCGCGAUAUGAUUCAGGACGCCGGCUUCGUGGUCGGCGGCCAGGGCUGGGAAGAUCUGACGGGCGGCGUGGCUGCGAUCCACAAGGGCAUGAAGCCCCUGUAAUCCCAUCUCGUCCGGGUCCCGCUUGUAGAUCGAGAAACGGGGAGGAGGGAGGGGAAGACCUUUGUACACUACUACCAAUGUUCCGCAUUUACUCCGUAGAGAGGAUAGGCCCGUGACGGCAUCGAGGCCAGGCAGAAAAAAAAGGUUGGACGAAACGAAGCGGGGGUCCGAGUCUGGGUUUAUUGUACCAUACAUACACAAUACAGCGCAAGUGCGCGUGACUUGUAGACUCCCCCCUUUAAGUAGCAUAUGCGACAUAACCAUUGCAUGCAGUUAGGUUGACGAGGAGAGAAGCCCG